Molecule: messenger RNA, 600 nt
Organism: Acaulospora colombiana
Lineage: Eukaryota; Fungi; Glomeromycota; Glomeromycetes; Diversisporales; Acaulosporaceae
Source: the annotation of a GenBank genome assembly
AUGAGGGAGAGCAGGUGGACGAGUGCUCCAUCUUUUAUAGCGGAUGCCGGGAUUGAUCACAGGUCGAAUGUCAGCGCUCGCCAUCUGGUCGAAGUAGCACAGCGACUUGCUCUCCACCACUGUACAACUCGACUGUUUGGAAUCGAGUGCGGUUGGACAGGGAUUUUGUCCGUGUCUACAAUCAAGCCGGACACAAGCGAGUCGUCGUCGAAUGGGAAAGCAACCAGUGCGAGUCAUACCGUCGAAUAUCCUGAUCCGAGAUCUUGUCAAGUCUUGUUUGCCUCCAUCUCCUCGGGAGAAUGGGUCACCGAGCAGACUAUCCUAUCUACUACGCUCAAGCUUGCAGCAGAGGCUCAAGCAGAGGCGACCAAGAUUGCAGCGUUGGCUGAAGCCGAUGCUAUCCGCUCUCGUGGUGAGGCGGACGGUAAUAUCAAGGAUGACUUUGCCCGCCAGAUGGGCGUGUCUAGGAUGGAAGUCAGGCGUGUCGAGGCGUUUGGUAACCGUACCGUCUUUGUGCCCACAGAGACGAAUGGUAAUGGCGGUAUCGGAUCGGCCAUGGCCCUCGGCUUGGGCAUGUCGCAAGGCAUGAAAGCCAACUAG